Vittaforma corneae ATCC 50505 is the source of this 2088-nucleotide messenger RNA. RefSeq lists its product as uncharacterized. Bases 1 to 2088 code for a protein of 695 amino acids. NCBI's taxonomy places the organism in Eukaryota, Fungi, Microsporidia, Nosematidae. The transcript has a single exon. The record is from RefSeq and is a predicted model, not a curated record.
AUGUUAUGUUUAAUUAUGAAAACUUUUAGGCACACACAAUAUUUAUAUUUAAUUUCUAUGGAAAAGUUGCUUUACUUCUCAGCUCCACAACAAUGCCCAUUCAAGAUGGAUACUCAAAACUCAGAUGAGAGAAAAAACAUUCAAAUUAACAUCUUUGAAAGUAUGCAGAUAGAUUUUAAGCCAGAAAAACUCAAGAAAAGACGUAAGGUUGACGACUACGACUACAAUGAUCCAUUUUUAGAAUCUUUUGAAGGUGAAUUUGAUGUUGUUGAGCUUGAAUGCAAAUUAGAAAAUUUUUUCGUUUACAAAGGUAAAAUUACUGAGGAUCCAAAGAAAAUUGCAAGAAAAUACAACAAUAGCUUGAAGAAACAAAAGUUGGUUGAUACAAUACAAAAUAAUGAACAAGAAUUUAAUGAAGAUUCAUCAAAAAUGUUGCAAUUUGAAUUUGAAAAAAGGUUAAUAAAGUCUAUAAACCAAAGUUGCAAAUAUAGAAAGGAUCCAAGAUUUGAUAAUGCAUUAAUUUGGAUGGUUUUUAUUAGAAGCACCUUCUCUGAGUUUGAAAGAUACCUGAAACAUAAAAUAAUUUUUGCAUUCAAACAAGAAGGUUAUUUAUCAACAUUGAAUUGUUCUUCCGUUCUUGAAAAUGACUUUGAGACUGAGUUUAAAAGCUUACACUCAAAAAUUGAAUCUUGCUUCAAAAAUUAUAUGGAAUGCGCAUCAUGUGAUAAAAAUUUUUCAAUUGAUAUGAAAAAUUUUGAAAAGCUGAAAGAUGAACUAUUUGUAGACGAAAUGAUAGAGUUUAUCAUCCUAUAUAUUGCUUUCUAUGUAUGUAAAACCGAAAAAAGCGUUAAGCAUGUCAAGAAUUUAGCAAUUGAAUAUUUGUCUACUAUAUUACCUGAAAAAUGCACAAAUAAAACUAAGAUCAAGCAUUAUAUUUUCAAGAAUAUUUGUUUGAAGGUUGAAAGCUCAGGAUAUGAUUUAGAAAAGGUAUUAGCUGGGCAAUUUAUGUUGAAAGAGUGUAAUAGUAAAUCCGCAAUAUCAACAAAAAAUGAUAAUCAAAUUACUAAAGCUAAGAAAAUAGAUACAUCGAUAGACUCUGAAAGUAUGAAGAGCAUUCAAGAUCUAAACGCAUAUAUAAAACCUGAAAGUAACUAUCCUGCAGUUAAAUCUUCAAGAAAAGUCAAGAGUAAUGCAGAACGAGUACCACAAAAGACUAAAAAAGUCAUGCCCAAAUGUUCUCAGGCAUUUGAUAUACCAAAAUCUCAGAUGUUGAAUUCAUCUUCAAGAUACAAAAGUUAUCUGACUGAUUCUGUUGACAACAGUGGUAGCAUAUCCUCCAUUAAUAUCUUUGAGCCUAGUUUUAAUGAAAAUUCUGUUUCGAUUGGUACUGACUUAAAUCCAUCGUCCAACUCAAUCAAUUUAUUAUCAGGUUCUGGGAAUUCUAUAUUUUCAAAUAUAUGUACAAAAGAAAAGAAAAACAAACAGUAUUCUCCACCUACUUUUCCAGUCUUUUCUACUAGUUUUUUAAACACUAAUCAUUUUAAACUAAAUAAUUCUGGGAAAAAUGAAAAGAUCGUUAUGAUUGAAUCAUCUCUCGAAAAUACAAUUCCUAGUAUUGGUGAUAUCCAUAUUAAUAAUAAGUUGAAAGGAUUUUUGGAAUAUAUUAAUCCUAUCCAUUCAAUAGAUGAAAAUGCGAUCUAUAAUGCCAAUGAUAUUAACAAUGUUGAUAGUCUUAAGGGGUCUUCUGAAUUCAUUAAUCCUGUUCAGUUGACUAAUGACAAACCAAUAGAUAAUAAGCUGUUGAGCUAUAUAGCUACUGAUGGAUUAAGUAGAAAAUACGAAAACAACGAAUCAUUAGAUAGCACAUUGAAUGGUGUUGGGCAAUUCAUUAAUUUAGCAGCAUAUAGUGAUGAUAAGAAUUUAGAAAUAUUACACAAUAAUGAAUGUGUCAAUGACCAUGAAGUUUGUAAAAACACUUUUGAUAUGCCUGAAAAGAAUCUUUUGACACUUUCUACAAAUUUAAAUUCAACAGUGAUUGAAGAUUCUAGUCAGGAUGAGGACAAUCAUUUAACUUUUAACUCAAACUAA